GUGUAAUAAAGUAAGGUUGUAUGAGGGAGGAGGAGCGGCCCCAGCGUCCCCCAGCACAGCCUCCUGUAGGGGUCCCUCCUCUCUGGCCUGCUGCAGCUGCUGCUCUGUCUCCUCCUGUCCUCCUCACCAUUGUCUCAGACUCAGGUUGGAGUGACAAGAUCUUUCUGAGGCACUGAGAAUCAGAGACAAAGUGAUGUAGCAUGGUGGAAAAUUAUAAUCGUCAGUUGAUUUUUGUGUAGUGGAAAUUGUGCUGUGUUGAAAAUGAGCACUACCUCAGAUACCAUGGACCAAGUAAAUCAGGAACUAAACGAGCUAGAUAGUGAGGAAAACCAGUCGGACCAAAAUGGUAUUGUAUCAGAGGAAAAGGAAAUUUUGCAAAAGAAAUUAGAACAGUUACAAGCUUUGUACGAGAGUACGAAACAUGAGCUGGAUUCCACCAGAGAGGCACUUACUAAGAUGCAGUCAACACAAGGUGUAGCCACAUGUAGCAGUGUGGAGACAGAGGAGAGCUGUAUGUCAGAGUCUCACAGUCAAGACACUACUGAACACGACUCUAAACAGAUUCCUACUAGUACACCCCCACGGAAAAGUACCUACAAGAUAUUUGUGGGAAAUCUCAGUGAUUAUACGACUCGGUCAGAUCUGCGGAAACUUUUUGAAGGCUGUGGCACAGUAGUUGAGGCAGAUAUUGUGAAAAAUUAUGGCUUUGUGCACAUGGAAACUGAAGAGGAAUGUCAGGCAGCAAUUGACACUCUUGAUGGCCAUGUACUACAUGGAAAGCCAUUGGAUGUAAAGGCCUCUACUGGGGUUAGGAAAAGUGCAAGUGACCAACAAGGCAGCGUGGAUAACAGUGUGACAUCUGCACGAAAAAGCACUUUCAAGAUAUUUGUUGGAAACCUCAGUGAUUUUGCCACAAGCACAGAUAUCCGAGAAGUGUUUGAAACUUACGGUAGAGUUGCUGAAGCAGAUGUUAUGAAGAACUAUGGUUUUGUUCAUAUGAAGGAUGAAGAAGAGGGCCAAGCAGCUAUCAGAGCACUAAAUGGUCACAUGCUUCGGGGAAAGCCUAUGGUUGUUGAGGCCUCUACUGGCACUAGGAAAAAUGGUAACCAAAUGCCAAAAAUUUUUGUUGGCAAUGUACACAGGGACUGCAGACGAGAAGAACUGAAAAGUCUGUUUGAAGAAUAUGGCAAAGUCAUAGAAGUUGGCGUUCUUACUAACUAUGCUUUUGUUCACAUGAAUGAUGAAGCUGAUGCCCAGAAAGCAAUACGUGAGUUGGAUGGGCAUGAACUGCAUGGACUACGCCUGACAGUCCAGAAGUCAACCUCCCGUGGUAGACAGCAAGGUGGAAUGGGAUAUCAAGAUUCAGGCUCCCGCUAUUUGCCGGGAGACCGCGGGGGGCGAAGUCUUUUAAGCCGAUAUGAACCUUAUCCCCCACCGCCACCACCUCAUAGAUAUUCCAGGGAACGUAUGAUGCCACAAAGGGAUAUGUAUGAACCACGUCUUCCUCCUCUUCCGCCUGAUUACCUACAGUUUAGUAGACUUGCAACUUCAUCUCGCUACUCCCUUGGCCAUACGUCUUUACAUAGUUACAACCCAUCGGACCGUCGGCCGUACUAGCGCUCGUAUGCCGGAAGCGCCGCUGCCGAACCUUCGAUCAUUGGUGCGGACACAAGUGUAGUGUCACUACUGUACUUGUAACUUGUGCUGUAAUAUAUGCGUCGGCUCCGCCCGGAUUAUACCGCCGCCGUGGCCAUGCCGUACCGUAUUACUCUUAAUGUGUUAUGAACACAUUUAGCCCAUUCAUGAUAUUCCCAGACAACAUUUCCCUCUUAUUACAGUUUAAUUUUAUUAUGUUAGCAUUCGGUUUUUUCGGUUAGGAUUAGUUAGUGUUUAUAUUCCUAUGAAAUGUUAUUUAGACUACAUUGUAUUGUGUGAAUGGUAAGGUUUACUAUAAAUAAAAAUCCAAAUACAAAAA
Procambarus clarkii (red swamp crayfish) is the source of this 1975-nucleotide messenger RNA. RefSeq names its product RNA-binding protein lark. NCBI's taxonomy places the organism in Eukaryota, Metazoa, Arthropoda, Malacostraca, Decapoda, Cambaridae. Gene Ontology annotation, molecular function: mRNA binding. Gene Ontology annotation, cellular component: nucleus. The record is from RefSeq and is a predicted model, not a curated record.